Rotaria sp. Silwood2 is the source of this 1014-nucleotide messenger RNA. Lineage: Eukaryota; Metazoa; Rotifera; Eurotatoria; Philodinida; Philodinidae. The record is from the annotation of a GenBank genome assembly.
AUGAUGAAUCAAAAUGCACGCGUACCUAAUGUAGUCCUCGAAGACAUGACCGUGACUCAACUUGAAGAAAAACGACUUGGCUGUCGUUCAAUUCUUCGUGAGUUCUGUUUAAAUACAACAGCACAUGGAUUGCCAGGUAUCGCUCGUAGUAAAACUCGACAUAAUCGUAUCUUUUGGUCGGUUGCAUUCAUCAUUUUUACUGGGUUUGGUAUGAUGGCUCUUGUUCAUGAUAAUACACAAUUACCACUUAUUGAAACAGCCGGCAUCGAAUUAGCUCCAGGACGAAGACACAAACUAGGAUAUAAAAAGAAGGCAACUUACUUUUUAUCUUCGCCCUAUACAAAAUGUACUGACAAAGUACCUUUUUCUAUGCAAGCUAUGUUUGAAAACUACAAUAAUGCCGAUUAUCUUUAUUCCGAGGCACUAUGUUAUCAACUUUGUGGACAAGUCUAUACAUAUGAACAAUGCGGCUGUGUCAGUCCUCUUCUAUGGAAUAGUCGCACGCUCUAUAUUCCAAGCAUUAAUCGAGUAGUUUUUGCAGAUCUCUGCGACUAUGAUAAUUCGUGUUACACCAAAGCCAUUGGUGAAGUUUUAACUUCAUCUUCUCUUAUGAAUGACUAUUGUUCAGAAUGUUCACAAGAAUGUUUAAUAAGAAAUUUUAAUGUACAAACUUCUUCACUAUCAGCACCAGCGGAUUGGGAAAUGGAAUAUAUAAAAACGUUUGUUGAAAAUUCUUCGAUUCCGCUACCGGUCAAUUGGAAUAGUACAUGGUAUGAACAGAUUCAUAAAAACUAUCUUGUUAUCAAUGUCGUGCGUGAAACGAGUAUUGUCGAAAAUAAUACUCAAUCAGCUGCAAUCGGUACAGUUGAUGUUCUUUCAAAUAUUGGCGGUCAAACUGGCCUAUGGAUUGGCAUUAGUUUUCUUUCAAUCAUGGAACUCAUUGAAGUACUCUAUCAGCUGAUUCGACACGAAUAUUAUGUAAUUCGAACAAAGAUUGGAAUUGCUUCACAAUAA